UGAAAGGGAGAGAAAAGGCGUCAGUCGUGGCGCGCGCGAGGGAGCGAGGUGUCCUUUCCGAGCGCGACGACUUGACGGACGCAGAUGGGGAACGACAGCGGCGCAGUUUGAGCGAACCUCAGGAGUGUCCGAGCAAGCCCUACUCGCAGACUGCUUCGUGGUGGAAGAGAUGAGCAACUCUCUCGUCGACAAGAUGCAGGGAACCCCAACGACCGACCUCUCCCCCUCGGUCCUACAGUAUUCAUAUGGAUCAGUGGACUUGGUGCUGAAAAGGAAAACCCUGCCUCCUCCCAGACCAUGCCACACCCACACUGUCGGGAAGCUCCACCCCCAGCCCGCAACCAGGAAGCCGGCCUCACAGAAACCUCAAGUGCCCCCUAAGCCCGCGUACCUGCAGGCUGUGGGGCAGGACCAGCGGUCAGUCCCUCCUGUGCCCCGCCGCCCACUCCCGAUCCCACCGCCCAAGCCCCAAGCGCUCGCUGCGCAGAGCGUGGGCAUCCUCAUCGAGAAGUUUGAGAACGCCAGGGUCCCGAUUCUGGGAGUCCACCCUAGGAAUCCCCUCCGGCCAAAUCGGAGCAUGGAGGCUCGUCCCCAAGAACCAGAAACCGCUGGGCUCGGCGAGCCAGGGGCGAGCGAUCCUGGGAGGUCCUGCUCCACGGAUGAACUGGUGCUCCGUCCCUGUGACGGGUCUGGGAUUACAGAGUUACCUGCGUUGGACCGCUUGAGAAUAAACUGUACGAAGGACAGGGCCAGCCAGGAAAACCUGGACAUACAUUGCCGCAGCAGGGACUCGGCCACCAAUUUUGGUGACACGCACGGCGACCAGAGCGACCCGGACUGCAACCCCAGCAGCGCGGAGCCCGGCGGCCCGGCAGGCGGAGCCUGCGUGGAGCGUGACAGCGGAGCAGCGGAAGCCGGCGGAAAGGCGCCCAACCGUGACAGCGGGAUCGACAGCCCCUCCUGCGGCGGUGACGUGGAGGCCUUCCCCAACGAGGACCCCAUCGAGGAAGAGGAGAAGAACGACAGCAUCGCCACAGAGACGGAGAGCGUGUCCUGCGUGGGCUCGGGCAAUAAGCGGGACUCGACGCAGGAUGAGGACAGUGACCUGGAUGAAGGGAGCAGUGAGGAACCAGAGUGCCUGGAAAGCAAGGGCCUGCAGUCUGAGUCUCAGAAGCUCUUUAACAUUGCUAAAGAACUUCUCCACACAGAGGAAGCAUAUGUUAAAAGACUCAACCUCUUGGACCAGGUGUUCUGUACAAAGCUGACAGAGGCAGGUAUUAAUCAAGAAGUGAUCACAGGUAUUUUCUCAAACAUCUCCUCAAUCUACUGCUUCCAUCACCAGUUCCUGCUGCCAGAACUACAGAUGCGUAUAACACAAGAGUGGAACACAAAUCCACGAAUAGGGGACAUCUUACAGAAAUUGGCUCCAUUUAUGAAGAUGUAUGGAGAGUAUGUGAAAAACUUUGAUCGGGCCAUGGACCUGGUUAACACGUGGACCCAAAGAUCGACCCAGUUCAAAAGUGUGGUGCAGAAUAUCCAGAAGCAGGAUGUGUGCGGUAACUUGACACUGCAGCAUCACAUGCUCGAGCCAGUGCAGCGCAUCCCUCGCUAUGAGCUCCUCCUCAAAGACUACCUGAAGAAGCUUCCCAAUGACGCACUAGACAGGAAGGACACAGAGAAGGCUCUGGAUUUGAUCUCCACAGCAGCUAACCAUUCUAAUGCCGCCAUCAGAAAGAUGGAGAAGAUGCACAAAUUGUUGGAGGUUUAUGAGCGAUUGGAUGGUGAGGAAGACAUUGUUAAUCCAGCCAAUGAACUUAUUAAAGAAGGCCAUAUAAAGAAGAUGUCUGCUAAAAAUGGCACCGCUCAGGACAGAUACCUCUACCUGUUCAAUAACAUGUUGCUGUACUGUGUGCCCAAGCUGAGACUGAUGGGACAGAAGCUUAGCGUACGAGAGAGGAUUGACAUCACAGGCCUGGAGGUUCAGGAGAAUGUUAAACUGAACCUCCCUUUCACUUUCACCAUUACUGGAAAGCAACGCUCUCUCGAACUGCAGGCCAGAACUGCUGAAGAAAAGGAGGAUUGGAUACAGGUGAUCACAGCCACCAUCGAAAAGCAUAAACAGAACAGCGAAACAUUUAACAAAGCCUUCAACAGCUCCUUAUCCCGUGACGAGGAACACACACCGGACUCCCCGGGACUGUGGAAUAAUGUAUUAGUAGAUUCAGACGGUGGUGUACAUGAGCGGAGGAGUUCAAAGAAGAGAGACAAGGAGAAGGAGACCUGUAAGGGCUGUAAUGACUCCUUCCACUUCACCAAGCGAAAGCACCAUUGCAAGAACUGUGGAGCGGCUAUCUGUGGUAAAUGCUCCAAGGUGGCCGAGAGCAAGAACACACGCAUGUGUAGACCGUGUUAUGAGGCCCUGUUAGGACCCGAAGGGCCUCCAGAUGGCACUACUGAGCCAAAGAAAAAAGCAGUUACUGAGAAGCAGCUCUCCGUGAUGCGGGAUAGCUGGGUACUGUGCAGCCAUCUCCUGGUUCAGGAAAAAGGAAAGAGCUGGACCAAGACCUGGGCAGCCAUCACCAAAUCAGAACCACUAGUACUUUACCUACACACCAACAGCCAGGACACACGUGCUGCACGGAUGAUCCCUCUUCCCGGUUAUGAGGUCAGCACAUCGUUAUCACCUUCAGAGAAAUCAGAGGGGAAACAUGUGUUCAAGCUCAGUCACUCCCAGCAUUCACUGCUGUUCAGCGCUCAGGAUUCAGAAUUAAUGGCCAAGUGGGUUGAGCUUCUUUCCCUUGCUACAAAAGGUGAGGUCUCAGACACAUCAGACAACCCGACAGAGCCCCAGAAGAACCAAUGAGGCAAGCUGCCGCAGGACAUUAGAGCCCUCCCCUGCCCCUGGAACCAUGUCUUUUGUACAGAACGUGUUACUUGAAUUCACAUCAUCUUCAGCACUUUUCCUUUUUUAAAAAAAAAACAAAAAAACGUUUUUAGUUCCUCCUUCAUCUCUAUUUUGCCCCUUUCACAAAAUCACAGGAUGCACAUGCGCACACACAGCUUCGCACCAGUACACACACUGUUUGAACACGUCUUCCACUGUUGUGCUGUUGUAAAGCCAUGUCUCGAUGCACUAUUAUUUCCUUUCCGAGAAGACUUGUUCAGAGGGUUUUUUGUUUUUGUUUUUGUUUUUUUUUGUAUUACAGUGGCUGUUGUUGAUUUCUAUGAAAGAUUAUAGGAUGGAUGUUUUUACCAUUUUUUAAGGCUGUUUGUAAAUGACAUGAUUAUUUCAGAAGCAUUAAGUUAUCUUUCAAAUGUAAAAGAAGGAGCUCCAUUUUAAAUAAAGAACGUGGAGGGUUAUGGCUGUUCAGAGCCUGAUCUCCUCCUCCGAAUAGUUUCUCUCCUACAUGGUUUUCCCCCCCCCAUUUGUGCCAACGUACAGCCCAAACCCCUGGUACUGCGGCUAGAGAACCAGUACUGUAGAGUAAGUGCUCCAUUCCCUGGCUUGCACCAUGAAAUGCAACUCAUGGGUCCUUCUGAGAACUCGAUGAACUUGGGUGUCUACGUGUUUGUAACAUUCCCUAUUUACAUGUCAUGCUUUUAAAUAUUCUGCAAGCUAUUUGUCAAGAA
Electrophorus electricus (electric eel) is the source of this 3630-nucleotide messenger RNA. RefSeq names its product faciogenital dysplasia (gene fgd). NCBI's taxonomy places the organism in Eukaryota, Metazoa, Chordata, Actinopteri, Gymnotiformes, Gymnotidae. Gene Ontology annotation, molecular function: metal ion binding; guanyl-nucleotide exchange factor activity. The record is from RefSeq and is a predicted model, not a curated record. Gene Ontology annotation, cellular component: cytoplasm. Gene Ontology annotation, biological process: cytoskeleton organization; filopodium assembly.